AGCAACUCGCCAGACCUGGACCCUUUGGGUCCCGCUGACGAGCCCCAUGCCUGGUUGGGGAGACCGACGGAGGGCCGUCCCCGGGAGGUGGACCCUGCCCUCCUCGACUUCCUCAAAGAGCACUGGGGCCCCGAAGGGCGCGCGGAGCGGUGCAGGGCGGCCCUGACGAGCUUCCCGCGACCGCGGCUCCCCUUCGCCACAGUGCCGGAGUUAAAUCCGGAAAUGAAGGCCCUGGCGAAGGAGAGGAGCCGCCGUCCAGAGGGUGGCUCGGAAGGGCCCGCCAACGUCGCUGCCCGGGACCAGGCACUCCGAGAAAGCCAAGACGGAGUGGCCGCUGCUAUGGGGCCACUGGUUGGCCUAUUAGAGAUUGGCCUCACGGAGGAGGCCAUUGAUAGAAAGACGGUGGCUGACCACGUGGGGGCAGCUACCGCCCAUCUCGGGCGGCUCUUCGCGUCGCUCUCCCGCGAGCGCCGGGAGGGGGUGAUUGCACGAGUGGCCCCAGACCUCCGCCAGAUGGUGGCCCAUGACGGCGGGGACGAGGGAUCCCCACUGCUGUUUGGAGAGGGCUUCCUGGGGCAGCUGCGAACGCGGAACGAGACCAUCAAGGUCCUCCGGGAAGCCCGCCAACCGCCCCCUCCCGCCGCGGAGCCAGCAGCCAAGAGGUCCCGCAGCUCGGCUGCCCCAGGGACCAGUGCCCAGAGCCGGAGUGUGGGCCGGCAGCCCUUUCACGGGGGGCCCCCUUCCCGAGGCUACACGAGGGGGGCCUACCUCCGCCAGGGACAUCGAGGCAACGGUCGAGGUGGUUCAACAUGGCACCAGAGGUAACGCAUAGCGAGAGCUCCAACCAGGUGCCAUCACCAGAACAGGAAAUAAAAGUGUUCUGAGUGCA
This is a messenger RNA of Ixodes scapularis (black-legged tick), 889 nucleotides long. RefSeq lists its product as uncharacterized. Lineage: Eukaryota; Metazoa; Arthropoda; Arachnida; Ixodida; Ixodidae. The coding region runs from base 223 to 825 and encodes 200 amino acids. The transcript has 2 exons. The record is from RefSeq and is a predicted model, not a curated record.